This is a messenger RNA of Cajanus cajan (pigeon pea), 417 nucleotides long. The record is from RefSeq and is a predicted model, not a curated record. NCBI's taxonomy places the organism in Eukaryota, Viridiplantae, Streptophyta, Magnoliopsida, Fabales, Fabaceae.
AUGUCAAUAGUAGGAGCUCUGCAAUAUUUAACCAUUACCCGACCUGAUAUUGUCUACACAGUCAAUAAGUUGUGUCAAUUUAUGCAUAACCCGCUGGAUGUUCACUGGAAAGAAACAAAAAGGCUUCUCUGGUAUCUCAAAGGGACUCUACAUCAUGGAUUACACUACAAGAAAACCACUGAUACUGAAAUAUAUGCUUAUUGUGACUCGGACUGGGCAAGUGAUCAAGAUGAUUUAAGAUCAACAUCAGGCAAUUGUGUGUACUUAGGUUCCAACAUUGUGUCUUGGAUGGCAAAGAAGCAAAAGGUAGUGUCUCGGUCAAGUACAGAGGCAGAAUUCCGCAGUAUGGCAAGUCUGGUGGAUAUGUUCAGAAUCUUCUCUCAGAACUUGGUCACGACAACAAAAAUCAACCCCUAA